AUGCAGAAACAACCAGGUAACAAAGCUUACAAUUCGUGUGAAGGAGACGAAGUGCAACAUCAUCAUCCGCAUACUGCUGAUCAUGAUCAGAGAAUACUAGUUGGAGGGAGAGAGGAUGAUGUUAACGAAGGAUUUACUCCAACUUUAUCCGAAGCCUCAUCACUCAAUGGUGCGCUCGGAAAUAUUAUGGUUGAUGAUGAAGAUGAAUUGUAUCAACAAGAAAGUUUGAAUGUCGUACCCAUUCGCCUUUCAUUUGAGAAACAUCCUUUAUUGAUUGAAACUGUUAUUCAGCACUUGUUUGAUUUUACAGAUAAUCCCUUUUCAAUAUUGCUGGUCAAUCGGACUUGGUACCUCUACUUUCAUCAUGUAUAUAUUCAACAAAAGAGCAGAAAUAAGGAUGAAAAUCAUCCGUCCUUUUUGGAGAGAAUUGGACGUUCUAUUGCACGGAGGGAUAUGAAAAAAUUAACAAAUUUUGUGUACAGUAUGCAUGUCAUGCAUAGCCAUUUAAUGAGAGGAAUAACACAUGUACAAAUUCAAGAGAACAAGAGCAAAAAAGAUGAGGCAUCAUCAAUGGAUGUGUGCAUGACGUUGUCAAACGGCAAUAUUAUCAAGAAAGAUAGCUCUAAAAGCACAUGGGAAGAAUUUACAAUUACACAAAAGAAAAAAACUCACGAAAGCCCAAAACCUAUUUCGUCCUCCACACAACAGGAAUUUUUUGAUCAGGCAGAAGAUUCCAUACUUGGAGGAAGCAAUGUUCUUUCAUCUGGCACAAAAUCUUACUGCACUGCAGUGGUUAGCAAAAAGUCCAAUGAAGCCAAUGAAAAAAGAUUUAUUGUGACAGGAGGAAAUGAUUGUAUUAUCCGAGUACUCGACUAUGAAACUGGAGAGCUACAAGCUUCGUUUAGCAAGGCGAACAGGCAGCCUAUUCUUGCUCUUUCGUUGAGUGGAGACAAAAUAUUCAGUGCUUCUGAUGGCGUUUAUGUUCUGCAAUACAAUCAGGUGGAUGAAGUAAAAACGGAAAUACCAGAACAUCUGAAUGAUAAAGAAGAUCAUGAAUUUGAAAAGAGGACUAAAUUUCAAAUACCAAAGACAAAAUUGUCCAAGGAGGAAGAAAAGAAGAGAGAAAAAGAGUUAAGGAAACAGUACCAAAAAAAGCAGAUCAAAGAAAAGAAGGACAGAGGCACUUUAAAAAAGUCAAGAAUUGUAUUACUCAAAUCGUUCAAGCAUCAAUAUGCUGGGCUUGUGACAUCAAUGCAGAUUCACAAAUAUGACAAAUCUCAUUUGUUGCUCAUCACUUCACACACUGAUAACAGCAUUCGAUUAUGGGAUUACCACACUGAAACUGUGUUAGCUGUCAUUAUUGGUGAUUAUUGUGCACCAGUAUUUUCUGCAUUUCUCUCGUUCAAAGGAUUUGGGAAGCAAAAGUAUUUUAGUGUAUGCUCAAUUAAUGACAGUUUUGAAAAUGCUUACGUAUGGAAUCCCAAUACCUUACUACCAUCUCCCACAGUUCAGUAUAACAGCAACCCAAAUGCAACCAUUGAGGAUGUUCUAUUUAGGAAAAGAAAUUAUGAUAUUUCGUCUCAAAAUAUUCUAUUUCCUGAGAAACACUGCAAAGAAUUUGCAUUCUUUUCACUCACAACUCCUUUCCAGACCAUUUUUUCCAUUCCUUUCCAAAUUGAAGAAGAUAUGCUAUCAUGUUUAGGUAGAAGAACUUCAGAAAUUGGAAUAUUUCAGCCCAAUGUUAGUUUGGAUAUCGUGAAUAAGAGAGAAAACCCUCCCAUUGAAAAACUCAAAAGUCAGGUUCAUGAUAGUUCUAGCAGCUAUCUUUUAGAUGAAAUAUCGCAAAUUCUUGAAGGAGUUGGAACAACAUCUGCCAAAGAGAUUGCAGCAACUUUGAAAGAACGAAUUGAAAAAACGCUUGAAGAACCCUUACUUACAUCUACAAUUGCAGAAUUAAUCAUAUGGUAUGCGUGCAGAAGCUCCAAUGCACAUUUUUCUCAAGUAUUUAGUGAAAUUUGUUACAGAAUUUUGUUUGGACUAAAAACAGGACCAUCAAAGGAUUCUAUCUAUGAUGUCUUGAAACGAGCUCUCCUAUCUGAAAAAGAGCUCUUGGAUUUGAAGACAUCUUCCAAAUUACAUCCAUUAUUUCAUACCAAGUUGUCGCAUGCAUUGCUAAUUGCCAACCUUUUCCACAUGUAUCCAAAUUAUUUUAGGAGAGUGCUGCGGGAGGUCAUUUUGGAUGUUGAAAAGGAUUUAAGGUCAUCAUGGGAAGCCAAAAAUAUGGCUGCUACUAGCUUAAAUAUAAUGCGAAUGUAUAUUUUACUCAUUGUCCCAUUUACAGAUAAGCCUGUAGAUAUCUCCUAUGUUGUCUUGAGCGUUAUUGAUCCAGAACAUCUGGCUUCCAUUUCAGAUAUUAUCAAGGAGAUUACUCUCAAUACCAAUUGGGAUAGCUCGUUUUACUAUGUCACGAUUGCCAAGGAAAUGCUAUCUAUAUUGGAGUCAAAACACAUUUAUGAUUGGAAAUGCAAUUUAGAGCAAGAUUUCAUUUGCAAGAUAUAUUACACUGCUGCCUCUUUUAGAGCGUAUUACACAAAACAAUUUGUGAAAAACAACAUUUACAAUUCGCGGGAGCGUAUAAUCUAUGUUGAAACAGAAGCAGUACCGUACCUCUAUGGAUUUGGCAAACGAAACAUUAUGAAAAUUCAGCAGCAAUCAAGGGCAAGCGUUUUCAUUGGGAAAAGGCCUAACGAUCACGAUAGGCGAGACAAAAUUUCUACCAAGAAACAACAUCAAGAAGGUGACACUUUUAAAAAGAAGCAAGAAAAACGACAUCAAAAAGAGGAACAGUGUAAAAAACAGCUGUUAGGAGAUUACACCAGCGUAUCCGUCAGGGGAGAAAUUCGCCAGGUGGAUUUGGCCCUUGCAUUAGUGGACAAUCUACUCAUCAAUUUUUAUGAUAAGCAGCAAAAAUUCAGCAGAAAGUUUGCUCCAAUCACCUCACUAUUUUUGUUACAUGACAUGAUCAACGUUGAAGAAAGCUUCCUUCUCUUUACACCAUAUACCAGACUUCCACUUGGUAUCAAAUAUAUCAAUGAGAGAAGAUUUGCUCUGAAACCCAUUGGAAAAGAGCAUGAGAAGGUUCUUACACUUUCACAAGCUCUCGAAAAUCCUGUUCUUUCGAGUCAAAACCUAAAACACAUUAGCUAUGGUAAUGGAACAAUCUCAAGAAAGGUUUAUUUGAAUUUACAGAAUGAUGUUACCUUUUGUUCGGAGAAAUAUUAUUCAGACAAGGUAUUUGACAACCUGUCAUGUAUUCUACAAAGCCUUAGAGAUUACUCACAGCAACGUUUGAAAGUCAAGUUAACAAUUGGAAAAUUAUUCUUUUACCAGUUACCUCAACAUAUUGAGAGCAACAAUAAUUGUAUUCCAUUUUGUAAUUUUCUCUAUUCAUUCAACCAAACAAUUCAUAAUGCAUCUGAGGAUAUUAAGGCAUUGCUUUUAAAUCCAGCCAGGCAUCAUUCAGAAAAAAAAGUAAUGGAUUUGAAGUAUUCAUUUGAUGACAAUGUUUCAAAGCAUCACCAGGCAACAAUAACCUCUAAAUUGGCACCAUCAAUGGCCAAAAAAUUUGAAUCUGUGAUGUGUAUAGAAAUAGCGGACAAAAAGAACACCCAGUUAUUACACUUGAAGUUUAUUGUUAAAUCUGGUGAUCAUGUUACUGUGCAAUUCAAGUCUUUGAAAACCAUUCCUGCAACGCUAUGUCAUUACUACUACUUGAAUCUGACACAAAAAGGAUCAAGACAAGAAUGUGACAGCUUAAUAAGCUUUUCGCCAAAUGGAGAAAAUGUAGAAAGCCAGUAUUAUAUUUUAAUCAAAUUUGCGCAACACUUGGAAGAAUACUCGACCUCAAACAUUCAAACCAUUAAUCAACUAUUGGAUUAUAUUAAGUAUCAAUUUUUAGAGUUGGAGGAAAAUGAUAAACCCAAGUAUAUUAAUCUACACGAUAACUAUAUGUUGUCAAACGUUACAGUUGCACAAAUAUACACUUUUGAAUGUUUGUACUCAAAACUGGAUACAGACAUUUCUUCGAUAAGUAUGGGAAUUGAGAGAAAUUUGAACGAUUCUGAUAUUCCCUUGAAAAUCAAGUUGAUCUAUAUGCAACACCAUUGCUCGCUCCACUCUACAGUGACAAGAUAUCAAUGGAAGAUGGAAAUUGUCAAGAAACAUUAUGCUAGUGAGUCAGCAGAAAAAGAGGUCAUUCCACUUCUUGAUGCUUCUGACAUACUUUUGUACUAG
This is a messenger RNA of Naegleria lovaniensis, 4293 nucleotides long. RefSeq lists its product as uncharacterized. The transcript has 3 exons. The record is from RefSeq and is a predicted model, not a curated record. Gene Ontology annotation, molecular function: protein binding; RNA binding. Lineage: Eukaryota; Heterolobosea; Eutetramitea; Acrasida; Naegleriidae. Bases 1 to 4293 code for a protein of 1430 amino acids.